Cynoglossus semilaevis (tongue sole) is the source of this 3598-nucleotide messenger RNA. It is a transcript of the gene styxl2, whose product is annotated as dual specificity phosphatase 27. The transcript has 6 exons. Gene Ontology annotation, biological process: protein dephosphorylation; negative regulation of MAPK cascade. Bases 127 to 3570 code for a protein of 1147 amino acids. The record is from RefSeq and is a predicted model, not a curated record. Gene Ontology annotation, molecular function: protein tyrosine/serine/threonine phosphatase activity; MAP kinase phosphatase activity. Lineage: Eukaryota; Metazoa; Chordata; Actinopteri; Pleuronectiformes; Cynoglossidae. Gene Ontology annotation, cellular component: cytoplasm.
CAAACACAGCGCAGCCGCCGUCAGCCACGAACCAGACGAACACCUCCGGCCUGACCCAGCACCGGCCCACCACAGGAAGCUUCACACACUCUCACCUGCAUCAGAAGGAGCGCGGUUUCUUUCAUCAUGGCGUCAGCCAGUGAGGGUGAGGAGCGAGCAGAUCAAACAGUACCUAAUGGAGGUGAUGAAGAGGAGAAGGAGCGGAGCGUAAGAGGAGUCCAGUCUCAUUACCUGCGCUGCCCUUCGCCCAUUUUCUCCACAGUGUCAGAGUCCAGAUUUUCCUCCAUCUCUGGUUCUGAUGCAGACAGCAUCUACAUGGAGCCCAUUCACUUGUCAUCAGCCAUUGCUGCCAAGAAGAUCAUCAGUGAAGAGCUGCCACCUCGAGGUGUUCGCUCAGAGUCUGUCCCUGAGUCGAUGCUGGAGAGAGCAGAGCAGCUGAUGGUGGAGGAUCUUUACAAUCGUGUCAGGGACAUGAUUGAUGACCGUAGCCCCUACAACACACCCUGUGUCCUGGACAUCCAGAGGGCCAUGGUGCAAGAGCGCCUGGAGGCUCCUGUCAACCCGGUGGAUGAGGUUUGGCCCAAUAUCUUCAUCGCUGAGAAAUCUGUUGCGGUCAACAAAGCCCGUCUGAAGCGAAUGGGCAUCACCCACAUCCUAAACACUGCCCAUGGCACUGGUGUCUACACCAGCGAAUCCUUCUAUUCUGGUAUGAAUAUACAGUACAUGGGCAUUGAGGUGGACGACUUUGCUGAGGCCGACAUCUCUGUGCACUUUCGACCCACUGCCGAAUUCCUGGAUGAGGCUCUUCUGACGCACAAAGGAAAGAUUCUGGUAGUUUCCAUGAUGGGUAUAAGUCGCUCUGCAGUCCUUGUGGCAUCCUAUCUGAUGAUUUUCCAACAUAUGACCAUCAUGGAAGCUCUGACGGCCAUCAGGAAAAAGCGACCCAUCAACCCCAAUGAAGGCUUUCUGAAGCAGCUGCGUGAUUUCAACGAGAACCUGAUGGAGGAGCGCGAUGACGAUGAUGAAACGCUGAGUCAGUGUUCUGUGAUUGACGCUCGCACACGUGCUCUUAUAUUCAAUGACGGCAGAGGAGAAGACCUGGAGGAUGACAGCGACACUGACAAGGAGGAUGACCAGAGUAUGAUCAAGGUGAAGGCCAACUCCAUCAUGAUGGAGGAGGAGACGGAUGGAGAAAGUGUCAUGAGCAGCAUUGCCUCCUCUGCAGCUGCAGCGGCGCUCCGAAACGGUCUGAUUGGAAAACAAAACAUACAGAACGAACAAGAAUCAUCCACCCAAGAGGAGCUGGUCCUUCCUGAGCAAGAUGCCAGAGAAGAUGAUGAUGACGGUCUGGACAGCAUGAUCCAUGAGUGGCAGCGCAGGAAUGAGAAGUAUCAGAACGAGGAGUGGUGGGAGGCACAGCUGAACAGCGACAAUGAAGACGAAGAAGAAUCUCUGACAGGAGGCAGAGCAAAGAGGACAAAAGGGAGCGUCGAAGGAGAUGUGGAGAGCGUCACCAGUGAGGACGUACGGAAUGUUAAAGACCGAUUGAAGCGACGAAACAAACACCCACCUUCUGACGUGAUGUCCACCUCCAGCUGCACCAGUUACUCUGACCUUUGGAAACAGCGUCUGAGAGAAAUCGAGGAACAAGCUGCCGCCCGUUACCGCAAGAAAGAGGAGAAAGAGGACUGUGACAGUGUCGAUACUGAAGGUGGAGAAAAAGAAAAAAGAAAGAUCGAUCAUGAAGUACAGAGCAUCCUCUCUGACACCAGCUCCAUGUAUAACUUCUGCCAGAAAAACAAAGAAAAGUUGACACCACUGGAGCGUUGGCGUGUCAAGAGGAUUCAGUUUGGUUGGAACAAAAAAGAAAAUGAAGAUGGAGAGAAAAGCUUUGUAGGAGACGGAGAGAAGGGUGAAGGUGAGGGGGAAGCAAAGACACCUUGUUUCCAAGAUGUUAACCUGACGGCGUAUCAGGCUUGGAAGCUGAGGCAGCAGAAACGUCUUGGGGAGGACAACCCUGAUGAGAUUCUGGAGAUGAGUCGAGGUGAGGACAGCGCUACGGCCAGAAGGAGGCAACGGCGAGAGGAGCUUCUGGAGCGUUCAAAGAAAACCUUAGAGGAAAGUCAGUCCAUGGGCAGUUGGGAGACGGAGAGCUGCGUAAGUGGAGGCACAAUUCCGCUUUCAGCCUUCUGGGCUGGAGCGGGCGUAACCGGACCACCGAGCGUCGUCAAUGACGAUAACAUGUCAAUGGUCAGUGGGAGAUCAUCACUCAUAUCUUCAGUUUCACAAGCUCGGAGUGCAGGAUCAACACAGUCUGGAGCCCCUACUGCAGUUCCACCGAUCCUUCCAGUUCCAACUGUCCAGGGUCCAGGAGGAGAACCAAUGGUAAAUCUGGCCAGCAUCCAAAAUUGGAUUGCCAACGUUGUGACUGAAACCAUCAAACAGAAGCAGAGUGAGAUGAGCCUGCCUCCUCCGUCAAGAGCGGCUUCAGACGUAAGUUUCGGGGGUCCAACCAGUGUUAUAUCUGGACGAGGACCGGACAGUGACAAAGCAUCUCUGUUGAGUGGAGCUUCCUACUCCAGCGCUCUAACUCCGGGACGUGGUAAAGCAGAAUCUGUGCUCUCAGGUGUUUCUGGGUCAAGCAACAUCUCUGGUCUCAGUGGUAGAAGUUCAGUGUUGGACUCUUUGGGCUUAAAGAAGAAGAAGAUUACCACCACCAGUGUCCCACUCUUCAGUCUUUUCCAGGACCAAGUCAACCUGAAUAAACUAGAUGCCAUAGACAAGGAGAUCAAGUCUGAAAUGAGGGGUAAAAUGGCUACCUAUGAAAAGAAGAAGAUCCUGGAGGACAACAAGCGCAGCACUCUGUACAAGAAGAAGAAACCCAAGGAAGAUGAAGAGGAGGAGGAGGAGAGGAAGAAGAAAGAGGAGGAGUUUUUGGAGGAGGUGAAGAAAAAGGAGAAACCGGUGAGAACUCAUGGCCUUUCUGGUUGUUUGAAUCUGAACACAGCACUGGAAAAAGAUAAAAACACCAGUAUUGAUGAUUGGCUCAGAAGUGUCAGACCUCCUCCCAGGAAAAACACCUCUGAACACGAAGCUGGGCCAUCGGAAGAUCCCUACGAUGACCUGGAUGCCUCUGCCUCAGAGUUUGACUUCUCAACCCGCCGAGAAGCUUACACCUUGGAUGAAGAUGAGGAGGAAACAUACAGCAGCAGAUACAGAUCCAGGCUAUGUGCAAAUCUGUCUGAUGAGGACACAGGAUAUUCCAACAAUGGUUACAUGAGAUCCCACGGCUACAAUCGCACAACAAGGCCGUACAGUGAGGGGAAUGAGGGGGAUGACUUCAGUAUGGGGAGAAAUUUUAGCCACCAAAGCAGUGGGACUGAAGGCAGCAGGAGGAGGAGGCAGGUGGAUAACGAUAGCGAUGGUGAGGAGGACGAUAUUGCUGCAUUCAUUGCUCAGACCAGACAAAGGAUCAGAGCCAGAGCAGCUGCAGAGGCCGAGGAUGAUGAGGUCCUUGCUGCCUGGAGGGCACAGCAGGAGAUGAAGUCACAUGGUCGCAGUGAAUCAUAGAAAUCACCAAAGUGGAAGGAAAGCUCUC